Molecule: messenger RNA, 1007 nt
Organism: Tupaia belangeri chinensis (Chinese tree shrew)
Lineage: Eukaryota; Metazoa; Chordata; Mammalia; Scandentia; Tupaiidae
Gene: CAV3
Product: caveolin 3
Exons: 2
Coding region: 177-632 (151 amino acids)
Biological process (GO): regulation of cytosolic calcium ion concentration; caveola assembly; regulation of membrane potential
Cellular component (GO): caveola; focal adhesion; sarcolemma
Molecular function (GO): molecular adaptor activity; transmembrane transporter binding
Source: RefSeq, a predicted model, not a curated record
AGCUUGGAGGCCUGCCACGGGAGGCUUUAGCGCGAGGCAGCCUGGAGUUAUGUGGGACAGCUGUCAGCCGGCAUGCUGGGUGGGGCCUAUUUAGCCCGGCAGGGGCGCAGGUCUGGGGACACUGAGCUAGUCUCUCCCCCCAGCAUUUUCAGCCCCGCUGGCCGCUCGGUUCCAGGAUGAUGACCGAAGAACACACAGACCUGGAGGCACAGAUCGUCAAGGACAUUCACUUUAAGGAGAUCGACCUGGUGAACCGGGACCCCAAGAAUAUUAACGAGGACAUAGUUAAGGUGGACUUUGAAGACGUGAUCGCGGAGCCCGUGGGCACCUACAGCUUCGACGGCGUGUGGAAGGUGAGCUACACCACGUUCACCGUCUCCAAGUACUGGUGCUACCGGCUGCUGUCCACGCUGCUGGGCGUGCCGCUCGCCCUGCUCUGGGGCUUCCUGUUCGCCUGCAUCUCCUUCUGCCACAUCUGGGCCGUGGUGCCGUGCAUUAAGAGCUACCUGAUCGAGAUCCAGUGCAUCAGCCACAUCUACUCGCUCUGCAUCCGCACCUUCUGCAACCCGCUCUUCGCCGCUCUGGGCCAGAUCUGCAGCAGCAUCAAGGUGGCGCUGCGGAAGGAGGUGUAGCAGGUUGGGCGAUGGGGGUGGCGGGCGGGGGCAGAGAGGCCAGGCCAACCCCCUGGUUCCGUGUCAUUAGGCGGCUGGCGAGCUCUUUCUCUUUAGGGACUACUCGAGUUCCCCCCCACGUUGGGAGCACACUGUAUAGGGAAGUCAGAAAGAAAGGACAGCCCAGCCACCGAAGCUCAGAGGCCCUUCACCCUGCCCGGGCACCCCGGCGCCACCCUGGUGCCCCCAUGGCCGGGCCUGAGGGAAGAUCGUUUGCUAAGAGGCAGCUACCGCAAGUCUUGCAUUCACCUGUACUGUGACAACAAACCAGCAUUCGUUCCCGCCGGGCCACCCGGCCCACAUGCACUCAGGAACCACAGUGACUAUGGCGAGAGG